ACCCUCGACCUUCCACGCCUACUUGCCCCUAAAGGAUAUAUCUAUCACCUUUGGUCUACAGUUAGUAGCGUUGACCACCAUCAAACCCUCGUAUCCCAGGAAAGCUAUGACCGCUAUCUUCCUCUUCUGCACGGCAAACGUGCCAGCAAGCACUGUCAACCGAUUCAUGACGGAAUUCUCAGAGACCAGCGAGGGUCCCAACUUCUUCUCCCUGGUUCGUCAUCCGGACCAGUCCUCCUUCGAUGAGUGGGGUACCGAACUACCUGUCGGAGACUUCACCACUGGCUUCCGCGAGGCCACGGAUGCUCAGCUUCGUCUGUAUGCCAAUAAUAAAAUCGCCGCGCUGAGGCAAACCGGAGCAGAGGGUGGCCUAGAGCCCGAAUGGAUCGCCAAGCUGGACGAGCGGUCUCAGUAUGACUCGACCGUGGUGUUGCAGUACUGCAUGCCCAAGUCUACCUGGAUUCAGAGUCUCGAAGAUGCUGAACUAGAGUUCCAUGUUCCUGGUCAGGCGGAUAUUGCGGAGGCUAGCGAUGAGAUCUGGUGGACCUGGCGAGUGGGCUUCGCCGAUGCAUUUUGGUUGUUUAAUGGCGUCGACGAUGGGGAUGUCGAUAUGAUUCUGCUGUAUACGCGACCGGAGUUCCUCGACCCGGACGGGGUGCUGCAUGUAGAUGUUCCACGGGGGAUCAUUCAGGGAGAUAUCCCAGACGCGAUCACUGAGAGUCGAAGCUGAGAGGGGGGCACAUGUUGAAUGAGAUCGUUUGCGGGGUAGGCGAAUCUUGUCCAGCUCUUCUGCUCCUAGGUGGAAAGUGUUCUGGUAAAGAUCCAUCAAGACCAGCGUUUUUUUGCGUCGCUCCUAUCGUCGCUGUGGUAGAAGCCCUCGGGCAAAUAAAUUACACCUUGGUGGCAAUAUUUGUAAGCGCUGGUCUCGGGGUUGAUUUUAGGACCGAGAUCAGCCCUAUCUUUGUCAACGUUUAAAGGGGCGGGAGAGAGAAGCGAAAAGAAGUCUGACA
Molecule: messenger RNA, 1010 nt
Organism: Aspergillus sclerotioniger CBS 115572
Lineage: Eukaryota; Fungi; Ascomycota; Eurotiomycetes; Eurotiales; Aspergillaceae
Exons: 2
Coding region: 107-730 (207 amino acids)
Source: RefSeq, a predicted model, not a curated record